Messenger RNA from Xiphias gladius (swordfish), 1439 nucleotides. RefSeq lists its product as uncharacterized. The transcript is spliced from 3 exons. Gene Ontology annotation, cellular component: plasma membrane; SNARE complex. Lineage: Eukaryota; Metazoa; Chordata; Actinopteri; Istiophoriformes; Xiphiidae. Gene Ontology annotation, biological process: SNARE complex assembly; vesicle-mediated transport; vesicle fusion. The record is from RefSeq and is a predicted model, not a curated record. Gene Ontology annotation, molecular function: SNAP receptor activity; syntaxin binding. The coding region runs from base 611 to 922 and encodes 103 amino acids.
AAUGUAUCAUUAGUCCUUACCGUACCGAGUACUCUCAGUUUUUAUACUUUAAAUACAUUUUGCUGAUGACACUCACAUACUUUUACUCAAAUAACUUUUAACUAAAUUACUUUGACCUUUAGUGGAGUAUUCGGUUACAGAUUUGCUACUUUUACUUAAGUAAAUGAUCUAUAUGCUGCAUCUGCCGCUGUCAGUUUUAUCAACACAGAUUACAGACUGCCGGUAGGUGGUGGGACAUGUUCCUUAUUCUACUUACGAGAUAAGGCUCUUCUGCAUACCUUCAUAUUUAAUCUAGUGCAUUUUGAAAAGGUGGAGCUACUGUUACGUAGUUGUUACAACUGACAGCUGAAGCUGAAGCUGCAGCUGCAGCUGAGCUCCCCUCUUGCUUUCAAACCGCGUGAACGAAGCGUUUUUCCAAGCACAGACUGUCACACCCUGGCUGGCCAACAAACCGCUGAAGCAACUGACUGCACAGCACAGAAAACGGAAAUGAAAUUUAGCAACUUCACCCGUUUAUGGCCUUGCAAAUAUCCCUGUGCUGAAAAACACAGAGCCCUUUGCUCAGACAUAUCAGUUCAACGCUGGCCUGUGUCGGUUCCUCUGACAGCUCAUGGCCGACACAACCUCUCAGUCACCGGCCUCUGGCUCGUCUGCUAAGCUUGACCAUGUGCAAGGUCAGGUCAACGAGGUUAAAGUCAUUCUGAAAGACAACAUCGACAAAGUGCUGGAGAGGGGGGACCGAUUAGAUGAUCUGAUCGGGAAGACCGAUGACCUGCAGGCGUCGGCUGACUCGUUCCAAAGAACAUCCACACGGGUUGCCAGGAAAUACUGGUGGAAAAACAUUAAACUGAUGAUUAUAAUUGGAAUAAUUGUGCUGAUCGUUCUUAUCCUCAUCAUCCUCUUCGCCACAGGUGUUAUAUAAAUCCUAUCUUUACCAAGCUGGGUACUGAAAGCAAUGAAGAUGGUGGAUAAAGCCAACUUACAGACAACUUUUAUUGAGCAUUUUAGCGUUUAAUUUCUCAAGGGUGAUCAUUUUGGCUCAAACAAAGAGAUGUUUUAUAUUUCAAGUUCAAGAUGUAUAUGUAAAUUCAAAGGGUAGAUGAUUGUUUUUAACACCUGCGAGCUUAACCAUUAGUUUUCUCUGCGACAUCUUGCGGUGUGAAGAUAAAAUUCGGAGCAGAGCAGAGUUUAAAUUGUUAUAAAGUUGGCUGCAAUAUUUCCUUUAACACUCCAAGUCAUUAACAUGUGGCAUUAGACACCUUAAUAUUUCACACAGGAUCACAAAUCCAAAUAACUGUUUAUUAUUUUUAUUUGUCGCAUUUCUUUAUGUUCAAUACACUGUGUAUAUAUACUGUAUGUUUAUGACAAUGUCAAUCUCUGUAAUAACAUAUGUAUUAUAUGACUGAUGAUGAUGAUGCUGAUAAAGAGGAUAAAUUGUA